Messenger RNA from Notolabrus celidotus (New Zealand spotty), 533 nucleotides. RefSeq names its product 40S ribosomal protein S25. NCBI's taxonomy places the organism in Eukaryota, Metazoa, Chordata, Actinopteri, Labriformes, Labridae. The record is from RefSeq and is a predicted model, not a curated record. Gene Ontology annotation, cellular component: cytosolic small ribosomal subunit. Bases 75 to 446 code for a protein of 123 amino acids. The transcript is spliced from 5 exons. Gene Ontology annotation, molecular function: structural constituent of ribosome.
CCGCAUAUACAGGUUGUCUAAAGCGCUCUUGCACGGGGGAACUUCCUUUCGGUCCGACAUCUUGAAGAGGAAACAUGCCGCCUAAGCAGGACAAGAAAAAGGACGCUGGCAAGUCCAAGAAGGACAAGGACCCAGUCAACAAGUCUGGGGGCAAAGCCAAGAAGAAGAAGUGGUCCAAGGGAAAAGUGAGGGAUAAGCUCAACAACCUGGUGCUCUUCGACAAGGCAACCUAUGACAAGUUGUACAAAGAAGUUCCCAACUAUAAACUCAUCACCCCAGCUGUUGUGUCAGAAAGGCUAAAGAUCCGUGGCUCCCUGGCAAGGAAUGCCCUCCAGGAACUGCUUGCCAAAGGCAUGAUCAAACUGGUAUCCAAACACAGAGCACAGCUGAUUUAUACUCGCAACACCAAGGGCGGAGAUGAGGAGGCAGCGGCAGAGAAAGCAUAAACAGGUUCUCCUAUCUGCUUCCUUUUACCAAGCUGUUUGUAAUGAAAGGUGAAUAAAAAAUAAAGAAAAGAAAUGGUUCUGAGGUAA